Molecule: messenger RNA, 2827 nt
Organism: Aphis gossypii (cotton aphid)
Lineage: Eukaryota; Metazoa; Arthropoda; Insecta; Hemiptera; Aphididae
Exons: 10
Coding region: 699-2402 (567 amino acids)
Cellular component (GO): cytoplasm
Molecular function (GO): RNA binding
Source: RefSeq, a predicted model, not a curated record
UGUCCGAGCGGUACUGUACUACCGAGUGGAUUGUGGUCCAACUGGCCGCGCGGACGUCUGUGUGUGCCGUCGGCGCAGUUCGGUGGACUGGGACUGUCGUGGUCCGCCGCACUGGCAGCAGCGCAGCUGCUCUCGGCCGACGAAGCGACGGAGAAACAGAGAGAUCGUUGGCCGCCGUCCCGAUUUCAGCGCUCUCGUCUCGCGAUGUGAUAAUAAUAAUCAUCAUCGUCGUCACCGCCGCCGCCGCCGCCGCUACCACCGCACCACUACUCACCAGUUACCGCACACCGUUCACGCGUAAACAAUAUCGUAGUACAUAAUUACCAAUCGUCCAUUUUUUUUUUUUUUUUUUUUUUUUUUUUUUUAACUUUUCAUUAUCUCUACACUUUCGCCAGCGAUUUAUCGAACAAUAACAAUAUCUCAGCCGUUUCGUAUUUUCGUCCGUCGCAAUUCCACCGAUUGUCGGGCCGUGCGUGCUGUAUUAUCGGUCGUCCGUCCGGUAAAACCCGCUGGAUCGCGAUCUAUUUUCUUUUCGAUCGUCUCUCGUUGGUACGUGUCGUCAGACCGUUGUCUAGUGUCGUCUAGUCGACACCGUGUUUCGUGAAAAAUCGUGAAAACCCCUCGUGUCUCGUACGCGUUCGUUUUGUACUGCAUCGUGUCUCCAACGACCGUCCGAUUUUUCUCGGUUCCAAGCAAACAUGACUUCCAACGACGAUCUCAUGCAAAAGACGAUGUUGAUCAUCGAACACAAAAUCAGAAACCUGGAAAAACGCAAGCUGAAAUUAGAAGGAUACCUCCAACAACAAGAGGAAGGAGUACAAUUGAGUGAUGAUCAGUUACUAGCUGCAUCGAAGUUUAGUGAAGUAGUUAGCACUUUGGAUUUCGCAAGAAAUCUGAAAGACCAGUUAAAUACUCUUUUAAUAACAGCAAAACAAAUCAGAAAUAGUACAAAUGGUGAAAAGAUUCCUACCAAAGUUGAUAGUAAAAUCAAGCAAGUUUUAAAUUUUCAGAAUAUACUAGAAAGUAUUAAAGAUGACUCUGUGAAACAAGAUUUAUUAUCUGGUAAUAAUGGUGCAGUACAAUUGACUGAUGAUGAGCUUUCAAAAUUAUCACAUUUUUCCAAAAUGGUUUCACCAAAACGGAGAGUAGAGGAAGGAAAACCACUUUUCGAGGAUCAACUUAAGACUGUUUCCAAACACUAUAUGAAGCUUAUAGAGAGUAAACCUAAUAUUGUAGCUGGUACAAGUUAUGCCCAUUUAAAAGAAUGUUUGUUAAAAAUUGAAAAAAGUGGUUAUCUGAACAAUAUAGUAAAACUAAAACAUGUUGAUAAAGAAGUUAAUACAACUAAUGAAGAUAAUAGUUUAGAAUCAAAUACGUUUCAAAAUGCACACCAACCAAUAGUUUCCACAAGUGAUGUACCUGAUGUACCUGAUAAUAUACCAAUGUCUAGCAUUCCUAAUGUAGAAUUUACUCCAAAUAAAAUUGAAACAAUUUAUUUUACAAAUAAUAAUAUUGGUGGAAAUACAGUUGAUCAAAACCUACAAAAAAGUAAAAACACCACAGAUUCAGUAUUUAAUACAUCAUUUGACUUUCUACAGGAUUCUCAGCUUGAAGAAGAAAUUAUAAGUGUUGACCUGAAUUCUAUACCAACUCAAACAUUUUCAUCUUCUAUGUACAGUAAUCAUGGACCAACAGAUGAUGCAAUUUUAAAAAUACUCUCUACUCCUCCACAACAUCAACCAUUGGUAACAAAUCAAAAUCAUUUAGAAAAUGUUGUGGAUGUAAAUGUUUCUAACCCUAAUUCCUGGACAGGAAAAACUGAAGUAAACUGGCAAAAUAGAACAGAAUCAGCAGAUAGUAAUAAUUUACCUAGAGAAAACUGGUCAAUGGCUCAAAUGAUUAAUAACAGCACAAAUAAUGAUUGGCUCACAAAGAAUAAUUGGGUUCAAAUGGCUGAAGUAGAUAAACAAAACCAAGUACCAGUACAACCAACUCAACCAUCACCCAAAAAUUCCUCUUCUAAUUUCGGUUUAGUUACUAAUGGAUAUACAGAAAAUUUUGAUGAAUUAUUGCAAAAAUCAGUGGUUUUCAAUAAACAAGAAUCAUACCCUGUUACUACUUCCUCUAAUAAUUCAACAUACUAUCAAACUAAUUAUGGGCAGCAAUCGCUUGAACGUAACAUUGGGCAUUAUACUAAUUCUAAUGGUAGUAAUCCUAGGAGUCACUCAAAUGAUUAUAAUAAAAGAUCUACUUCCAUGAAACCUAAAGCUUCAUAUGCAGGAGAAGGAGGACCAUCUAGAGGUUAUCAACAAGGCAACUCAUAUGUUUACAAUAAUCGCUCGUAUAAGUCCAAUAGCAACAACUCUAAUAAUGAGUAUUCUAGAAUCUCGCGGCAAACAUAAUGAAAACUAAACUACGUACAAUUCAUUGCCCUAUUUAAUAUUCUACUGUGCAAAUUGAACAGUACACAUUAUGUUUAUUAAAUAGAACUUAUUACAUAAUACUUUAAAGUCUAUAUAUGUUUCUAUAGGGUCUAGAUAAUACCAAAUACUAUUAUAUCUUCUUAAUUGAAUCGCCCAUAUUUUUUUCUAUCUUUAUUAAGUAUUUGAAUUUACUGAACACAAAAUAUGCACUUAUGUCAAUCUAUAUAUAUAAUAUUUUUUUUUCUUGAAUUGUGACUGUAUACUUAAAAAAAAAUAGCAAUUUAAAAUUGCAUGAAGUAGAUAAACGUUAAUGUUUUCUGAGUUAAUUAAUUUUGUUAAUUUUUUUUUGUGAAUGUUAUUACAAUAUAUGUAUCUGAAAUUAAUAAACUACUAAGUCGGGGAUA